AUGAAGCCUUUAUUUUCUGAUAUUCCAAUUGAAAUUGUUCUUAAAAUUGUGAAAAGUGCAACAUGGAGAGAUGUAAUCUCCCUGCGUCAAGUGUCCCGAGAUAUCCGCUCGAUCAUCGACUCCACUCCACUUUUCUAUAAAAACGCUUCUAUAAAAAUACGAGGAAAUGAAACAAUUGUUACUUGUGACUCUACUUCGGAGGUGUUUCCACACGCAUCCAAAACAGUUUUCGAAGAAAAUAUCACUAAAAUUUUCCAAGAUUUGAAACGUUUAUGCUGUCAUCCAAGACUUCUAAUCAACUAUUUUAUUGUGAACAACGGUCACCAGAUCCCCUAUUAUUUCCCUGAAAAUAUGGAUCAAGUUUUCAGCAAAUUUUAUGAGGAAUUCAGUCGUCUGAAAACACAACUAUCCGCGUCCAACAGCUUUCUCCCUGUUGAAAAAGUUCGAAUUGAAUCCAAUACAAUGCUUCGAAACGUGUUUCUAAAUUUAUUUCAACCGGGAAAACUCGAGAAACUUGAUUUGGAUGGAUUCGCAUGGUCUCAUGACACUAUGGAAUUGGAGCAGUUUAAACAAGCCAAAAAGUUCAAGUUCACUGCACCCUGCUUACCCACCUCCAAGUCUACAUUCCUCUUCGCCUAUUCCAAUGAUGUGGAGCCGGGAAUAGUUGAGCACGCGGCGAAGCGUAUCAAUGAAGUGGCUGAUCAGUUCUUAAAAUCCCCUAACAAACGAUUCCGGGUUCUUGCUAGUGUUCGGUUUGAUGUGAACAAGAAAAAUGAGCAAAUAUAUUAUAAUACAUCUGGACCUGGGUUUUAUGACAGUGUUCUGAACAGUCUUCCAGAUCCGAAGUUGAGUUUUCCAAGUCCCCGUACUGGAAGUGACGUUCUAGAGGUUAUUGAAAAAUUCCUUGAAAAUACAGUAUCCCCUGUCUGCGGAUCGGUGAUUUUCAUUCUUGCAAAGCGUUACCCGGAUACAAGUGAUAGUUCCCUGUUACUUACUCGACUAAGAGACCAACAUGUAUCCCUGCAAACAUUUGUUAGCUCAGAUGCAACGGGUGGCUUUGAUAAGCAGUCUCUAUAUGACCUAUCGGUGAAGACUAACGGAUUUUGUGGAUUUGCAGAAAAUCUUACUGAUGCGGAUGUCACAACUAUCUUCAUGACAAACUACCUAUUCUAUGCAGUGAAUCCUACUGUAGCUGGUGUAGGUACUGUAGAACUGCCAGCAGCCUUGCUAGAUGAGCCGGAUCUUCAUAACCAAGGAGUAUGGGUUUUUAUGGAGAUUAAUGUGCAGAAUCAUCCACUAGAUGAUAGUUUUGAAAGUGUCCAGAUAUUGAUGUAUGACCAGAAAAUUAAUCAUACAGAGCCAUUCCAUACAUUUGACCUGGGAGACUGGCCGACUAUUAGACUUGGAAGGGAACAGAGGAUGACUUUGAAUUAUAAUUAUAACAAUUCCAAGGAACAGAAUUUGCAGAUCAGGAUGUAUCAUGGAUAG
Messenger RNA from Caenorhabditis remanei, 1488 nucleotides. RefSeq lists its product as uncharacterized. The record is from RefSeq and is a predicted model, not a curated record. Lineage: Eukaryota; Metazoa; Nematoda; Chromadorea; Rhabditida; Rhabditidae. Gene Ontology annotation, molecular function: protein binding. Gene Ontology annotation, biological process: innate immune response. The coding region runs from base 1 to 1488 and encodes 495 amino acids. The transcript has 6 exons.